UCCAGGAAAGUAUGGCUGUAAUGGGAAAUGCUCUUUAGGGAGUUGAUAGUCUUUAAAUGAUGAUUUCUUUCCACAGGAACUUAGAGUAACAGAUCCGGCACCGUAUGAAUCCUCAUUAGGAAAGAGGUAAAAAAGACCAUUCCCUCAAGGUAAGUAAUACUGGAAUGUGGUAACAUAGACGUGUAUAAUUUCCAGAAUUAGGGAGCAGCAAUCCAUACCCCCACUUCCUUGAAUAAUUAGCAAAUAGUCAAUGUUUAAACAGGCAACAAGAAAUGUAGGCAAACAAGGCUUUCACGGUAAAGUCUCAGGUGGAUCAGGCAGAUGAGAAACAAGGGUAAACAAGCAGUCUUAGCAUAAUAAGCCAGGCAGGUAGAGAGGCAAGGGUUAACAGCACAGUCUUAAAGUAAUGAGCCAGGCAACAUAGGCAAGCAAGGGUUACAGUAAAGUCUUUGGUGAGAAAUAAUACCUAUACUUGGCAACAAGUCUUGAAUAGGUUAAUCAAUGCUGUUGAGUAAUUCUUGGGGCAAUAUUUAGCCCAGGCAAUGAUUAUACAAGACUAGGUAAUUCUUAAUAACUCGUUGGUAGAGGAAGGAAUGUAGAGCCGUUGCUAUGGAUGAAGAGCCGGUUGCUAUGGCUGGAAGCUGUUGCUAUGGCUGAAGGGCUGGGUGCUGUGGCUGGAAGCUGUUGCUAUGACUGGAACUUCCUAGAAAUGGAGCUUGAUUGAAGUGAGAAUGUGCUGGAGGCAGAAACGUGCAGGAACAAGCCCAAGAAGCUGAUUCACCAAGCUGAAGAACGCUGCAGGAGAGCCAGGACCAGAAACUGCAAGAAACUGCAGAAAGUCUGACACGAGGAUCUGAAGCAGGGAGACGCCAAACUUACUUCCGGGUUAGCGUGUGUUUCAGAUGUGGCUGUAAUUUACAGUGAUGGACUCGAUUGAGCGUAGGUUUGGUGUGAUGUUCAGUUAUGCUGCCGUGUGCCUCCUUUCUGCAGUUAUACAAGUGCAAGGUUCCAAACUACUGGACAGCUUAGAGUGCUAUAAUGAUUAUAACUCAUUAGUCACCUGCACUUGGACUGCCAACCGACCUUAUGAACCUUAUGUCAAUAUGACAUUAUAUGAAAAGAGAAACAGCAGGAACACAACUUGUAAGUCCCUCACACAGACCAAUCUCACCUGGACAUGUCUCAGUGAAAAUGACAUUUAUGUUACCACGACAGAACAGUAUCACUUUCAACCUGACCGCAAUCUGGAAAAACAACUUAAUUUAACAGACAAAGGCACUGGUCUCACAGAGAAUCCCAACCCCAUUACGUACUACAAUGAUGAUGGGUAUUUCCUUCUAUGGUCAGAAGCUAAUUAUGCUCCAGACAAUCAAACUCAGGAAAUUUCAGAGUGCGAAAGCCGAUACAAGGAGAUCUCAGAAAACUGGGAGAAUUCAUCAAUGGCAGAGUGCAUCAAUGUAUGGGCUGUUUAUAAACCAAAGGCAGGAAAAUCCCAUGUUGCACAAAUGAGAGUAAAAUAUAAUAAUGGCCACUGGAGUAACUGGAGCUCGGAAGUUGUGCUUGAACCUAAAACGGCAGAAGAUGAAGCCAAACCCCAAAACUUACGUUGCAUACACCUUUCUGGACAAGUGCUAUGUGCCUGGGAGGUGAGGGUGGAAGUAGCUGAUGUUGUGUCCUUCAAACUAUUCUACAAGGAGACUGAGUCUAACAAGGAUAAAAAAUGUAGCCACACAUGCCAGAUGGAGGUCCCCAAUGUUCCGUACAUCUCCUGUCGCUGCAGCAUUAAGACAGAGAAUUUUAAUCCAGCCAGCUGGCAAAUAAGUGUAAAACCAGAAAAAGAAGUCAAAACGAUAAUAGCCUGUGAUAAUGUUCGUUAUGGACCACCCAUUAACCUUUCCAUUCAUGAAAAAGAGCAAGGGCAGCUCUACCAAGCCAGAUGGAGCACUGAGACAAUAAGCAAUUCCUUGACACUGCGCUAUCAGAUUUGCUACUGGAGAGAAGGUCAAUUUCGCAAAAAUAAGACAUUUCCUGACUGCCAGUAUGAGCUAAAAGAAAAACCCAUGAAUGAAGACCGGGUUGUGGCGCUUCGCCUUGGUAAUGAACUGGGGCCCUCAAGCAACUACAAAAUAAAGGUUCGGAUGGGCAUCCUGAAUUUGCAAGGGGAAAGUAUGUGUCCUCGUGGACCAUGGAGUGAGUGGAGCAAAACGGAAAAUUGGAAAACCAAAACAGCUCCUAAUCACAUGCCUCUGUACAUAGUGAUCCCGAUAUGCAUCAUCAUCCUCAUCGUCUUCUGUAUUUAUGGAAAUAAAUGUAUGAGAAGGUAUAAAAGUAAAUGGGAAGAGCUGAUUCCAGACCCCAGCAAGAGCAACCUUAUUCUUAAUUUUGAGCAGAAAAGGAAGAAGUCCCAAUUGAAUUUAAACUGUCCUGAUUACCGCGAAUACGAGGAGCUGACAGAUAGCUGCAGAAUAAAUGACCCCAUUGAUAUGAUACCCGAGAAAGAGAAGCGUCUUUCAACCUUGAGUCACAGCAAUCUCAUCUACUGGAAUCCUCCUGAGGUUCCAAACGAAGAAGAUAAAUAUAAUGAGACAACCAUCACAAUAGCUUCGGGAUACCAGCCAUUUGAAGAACUGGUUCAUGUAUCACAAAGUAAAGUCUAUUCAGAAGACCACUUUGCACCAUUUAAAUGGGAUGAUAAGGAACAUAAGGAACAACAAAGUCAGUUUGUACCAAUUGAUUUUAAUGGUCCAUAUAUUUUCUAUCCUUAAUUUAGAAGGAGUUUGUACCUGUGGAUUUAAUGGUUUUAUAGACAAACGCUUGCAAGAACCAUCAGCCAUUUGCGUAAUGCCCCCACCAGUUAAAGCUUUUCUCCCUAUUCACAUUUUGGUACUUCAUUGCAUGUUAUGGACUUGGACUAUGCCAUGAACUUUAUAAAAAGUAAGGAGCGUUCAUUGCAGCAUUAAGGUGGAUAUACAUUAAGACAUAAGAAAUUGCUCUAUUGAGGCAAUAUUUGUAUCCUCUUUCUUGUUUGUAUAUAAAAGAUAGGAAUGUAUUAUUAUUCCCUUGUUGCUUUGUUUGCAAUAGUUUCUAUGAAGCUGUUCACGUAGCCUUGUCUCCACUGUUCUCUGGAUGGCAGGCCACAGCCUUUUUCUGCACCUCCAAUAGCCCUUCAAAAUUAUGAUAAUCCCAUAGGUAAAUAGUCAGCAGGGGUAUGACCUGCUAGAGGAGGGGGGAUGGUGAGAUUUCAAUCAAUUUUCGGAAGUCAAAUGUGGCUGUUAAUAGGAAACUCUAGGUACACCGUCAACAGACACAUCUCCAGUGUGUUCUGCGCCUGUAUAAACAGAUACCCUUAACAGUACAGAGAGACAGCAUAAAGCUUUACCAACAUAGGUAUUCCCCUUUACUAGGCACAAUUAUACAGGAAUAUAAACUACCACCGGCCUGUACAAAGAGAUUAUUUUAAACUAUCCGAGUACAAGUAAAUAGUGACUUAUACAAUAUGUAUUUCUAGCCUGUAUAGCAAAUAAAGUUCUGUCUUGAAUAAAAAAGGGCAUUAACUCAA
Messenger RNA from Xenopus laevis (African clawed frog), 3559 nucleotides. RefSeq names its product cytokine receptor common subunit beta. Lineage: Eukaryota; Metazoa; Chordata; Amphibia; Anura; Pipidae. The transcript is spliced from 14 exons. The record is from RefSeq and is a predicted model, not a curated record. Bases 924 to 2765 code for a protein of 613 amino acids.